Messenger RNA from Dipodomys ordii (Ord's kangaroo rat), 462 nucleotides. RefSeq names its product coiled-coil domain containing 182 (gene Ccdc182). The transcript has a single exon. The coding region runs from base 1 to 462 and encodes 153 amino acids. Lineage: Eukaryota; Metazoa; Chordata; Mammalia; Rodentia; Heteromyidae. The record is from RefSeq and is a predicted model, not a curated record.
AUGGAACCCCUGUUUCAGGCUAGUUCCAUUCUCAUGAAAGUCAAUACUUUACAAGGGCAGAAGAUGGUGGAGAGUGGCCUUCAGUCUGGAGACUUUUCCCUCUCCCAGUCGUGGCCCUCCUGCCUUCUACCCCCGGCUGACUUGGAGAACCUCCAGCAGAAAGUGGUCUUGGUGCAGCGGGAGCUGGAGGACUUUAAGAAGGAGGUGUUGAAGGCCAUCGGUUAUCUUGAAGAUGCCUUCUGCGAGAUGAAUAGCAUCCUAACGCAGCAAGAGGAGCAGGCGGCCCGCGUGAAGCAGAGGCUGAGGGAAGAGGAGGACCGAGGCAUCGUGCGCAACAAGGUCCUCACUUUUCUGCUGCCAAGGGAGAAACAGCUUCGGGAGCACUGCCAGCGGCUGGAGCACAUGCUUCUGGGCAAAGGUCGAGACAUGCCGGCUACCACCAGGAAUAACCAGGCAGAUUGA